AAUUAAAAGAAGGAAGAUUAUGAGACCUUAAUUAUGAGGAUAAAAGGUGAAGUGUUGAAAACCCUCUAGUUCUUUGUCCGAGUUACCGAAACUACACGCUUUAAUCAAUAAUGACUACAAUACAAUGGCAAUUAGAAGAAAAGACGUUUACUUUAAUACGCAUUUCUACUUUUGUUUAUUGUUUUUUUGUAUUUGCAAUGAAGUCAAAUAGUGUCCAACAAACCAUUAUGGUCAUUGGCUGCUUUCAGCUUUCUGAGAUGAUAAGAGAUUAUUAAUUUUUUUAAAAUAAAGAUAUUAUUCUCCAUUAUUUGAUCAAAAAAUGUACACUGAGAAAGAGAAGUCAUUUGAGUGUAUAAAAAGGGACACUUUCUCUGUAUUGUUUGGUAAAGGUGAUCAAUAGAUAGAUCGAUAAGGUAUAAUCUUAUGUUAAGAAUGGAAGUGAGGUGGGGAUGUGAUAGUGUUUUGAUUAUUAUUAUUAUUAUUAAUCUUUUUUUCUGGGGAUUAAUGUUAUGUGAUGGUGGAAUAACAAGUAGUUAUGUUAGGAGUAUUGAUUUCUCGAGAGAUAUGCCAAUUGAGAGUGAUGUUUUCAGAGUACCCUCCGGUUAUAAUGCCCCUCAACAGGUUCAUAUUACACAAGGAGAUCAUGUGGGCAAGGGUGUGAUUGUCUCUUGGGUUACUCCAGAUGAACCUGGCUCAAGUACACUACUUUACUGGUCAGAAAAGAGCCACCUGAAGUACAGUGCCCAGGGUUUUUUUAUUACUUACAGCUACUUCAACUACACUUCUGGUUACCUCCAUCACUGCACCAUUGACAAUUUGGAGUUUGACACCAAAUAUUUCUAUCAAGUUGGAAUUGGUAAUGCCACAAGGAAAUUUUGGUUUAUUACUCCUCCAAGUCUUGGUCCGGAUGUUCCCUACACUUUUGGCAUUAUUGGGGAUAUGGGCCAAUCUCAUGAUUCAAACAGAACACUUACACAUUAUGAGUUAAACCCUGCAAAAGGGCAAACCGUAUUGUUUGUUGGGGACCUUUCUUAUGCAAACGACUACCCUUUUCAUGAUGGUACUAGAUGGGACACUUGGGGAAGGUUUGUAGAAAGAAAUGCUGCUUAUCAACCUUGGAUUUGGACUGUAGGGAAUCAUGAAGUUGAAUUUGCUCCACAACUUGGUGAGAGUGAACCUUUCAAACCUUAUACGAGCCGUUUUCAUGUACCGUACAGAGCUUCACAAAGUACAUCUCCUCUUUGGUAUUCUAUCAAACGAGCUUCAGCACACAUCAUAGUGUUGUCUUCUUAUUCAGCAUUUGUUAAAUCAACUCCUCAGUAUAAAUGGCUAAUGAAAGAGCUACCAAAAGUGGACCGAACAGAGACACCGUGGCUUAUUGUUCUGGUUCAUUGCCCAAUAUACAAUAGUUAUGUGGAUCAUUUCAUGGAGGGUGAACCCAUGAGAGUGGUUUUCGAACCAUGGUUCGUCAAGUACAAAGUUGAUGUAGUUUUCUCAGGCCAUGUUCAUGCCUAUGAAAGAUCUGAACGCAUAUCAAAUGUGGCAUAUAGAAUUGUGAAUGGGAUUUGCACACCCAAAAGUGACCAAUCAGCACCAGUUUACAUAACAAUUGGAGAUGGAGGAAAUCUUAAAGGAUUGGUGACAGAGAUGACAGAGCCACAGCCAAGCUACUCUGCUUAUCGGGAAGCUAGCUUUGGUCAUGGGAUAUUUGAGAUAAAGAACAGAAGUCAUGCCUUUUAUAGUUGGCAUCGAAAUCAAGAUGGCUAUGCGGUUGAAGCUGAUUCCACAUGGCUCCACAACAGAUACUGGAACCCUUCACCUGAACAAUCAUCCAUAGCCAUUUUAUAAUACUCAAAAACUCCAGAAACAACUUCUUCUCACUCUACCAUCAACCAUGUCCACGGACACUAAUUAUUUAAUUAGCAAAUCUUACAAAGUUUGCUAUUGGGACGAAUUAUCUUAUUUGUAAUAGUUAGUAACAAACCUUGGAUCAAUAUAGUUUGUGCCAGUUAACUACAUAGUGGAAUAAUAACAUCAUAAUUAUGUCUUA
This is a messenger RNA of Cannabis sativa, 2050 nucleotides long. RefSeq names its product purple acid phosphatase 2. The transcript is spliced from 8 exons. Lineage: Eukaryota; Viridiplantae; Streptophyta; Magnoliopsida; Rosales; Cannabaceae. The record is from RefSeq and is a predicted model, not a curated record. Bases 424 to 1848 code for a protein of 474 amino acids. Gene Ontology annotation, molecular function: metal ion binding; acid phosphatase activity; protein binding.